CUGGUUUUUGUUGAUUUUCUUUCUUUUUUUUUUGUUUACUUUUUUUAUACCUUCAAGAGAAUGCCGUGAUUUCUAAGGUGCAUUGAAUGUCUUCAUAUCAAAAGAAUUUUUUUGCACCUGGCAACACCGGAAGAAGAGAAUAGAGUGAUCGUAUGUUGCUGGAAAACGCUACCGGUUUUGUUUAUGCCAGAAAUAAAUAAGUGGGCGUGUCUUCACCAAUCAGCUGAACUCCACCAGUUCAACAUGGCAGUUGUCGCGUAAUUUAAACGUUUUGUGUCAAGUCGAACUCUUUAGUUACAAUUCCUAGUGUUUUGUUCACUUUAUGUUCUUGUGAGAUGUUUAUAUCGAGGCUGUGGAUUAUUUGCGGCAUUCCUGAAAUAAUGCCGCUUCGAUGUGAUUUGAAAUGAAACGUCUGCGAGUGGAUGAGACCGGUAAAGAAUCGAGCAUCAACGAGCCGUCAGUCCUGUCCGGCGUUUCCACCCUCUACCGGCAGCAGCAACAGUCCCUGCCCAACGUGGCUCCGGCGUUGUCCUACUCGACCGCCCCGCCCGGCACCGUAAAAGUCGUCAGCGAAGGCAUGCAGUCGGGCCUGUAUGCCCCGCCGCCGCCCGUCAGCUACGCGGCCAUUGCGACGACCGCCCCCUCCCCGCAAGCGCUCAAGCCCCAGGCGAUGCCUCCCCCUGGUGGCGGCGCUACCGUCCUUCAAGGCGGAGGCACAGCCGCCCUUCAAGAAUCUCCGCCGGGUAGCCAGCGUCUGAAAGUCGAGGACGCGCUAUCCUAUCUCGACCUCGUCAAGUACAAGUUCGGCUCGAAGCCGCAGGUCUACAACGACUUCCUGGACAUCAUGAAGGAGUUCAAGAGCCAGAGCAUCGACACGCCGGGCGUUAUCCAACGCGUCUCGAACCUUUUCAAGGGUUUCCCUGAGCUCAUCGUCGGCUUUAACACGUUCCUGCCGCCCGGCUACAAGAUCGAGGUGCAGCGUAACGAUCAGGGCUAUGCCUUCCAAGUGUCGGUUAGCAUGCCGAGCCCGACGACGGGGGCGAUGCCGCAGGAGCACCGUUCCGCGAUGAUUCUCAAGGGCUCGGGCACGAUCAGCGUGUCGGCGCCCUCGCCUGCGGCUCCUCCAGCCGCGCCACCGCCGCCCGUCGCGCCGCAAGUGCCGCCUCCGCAACCGCCACCCCCGCCGCCCGUGGUUCACCACUCGCCUUCGACGUACGGAGGCAACGCGCCAUCGUACGCCGCGCUCUCGCUGAGCGCGGCACAGGCAGCGGUUACGCACGCGCUUGGCGGGCACACCGAGACGCCGCAGAACCAGCCCGUCGAAUUCAAUCACGCCAUCAACUACGUCAACAAGAUUAAGAACCGUUUCCAAGGCCAACCGGAGAAGUACAAAAAGUUCCUCGAGAUUUUGCACACCUACCAGAAAGAGCAGCGUACCCUUAAGGAAAAUUCUUCAAUCGGCUCGAGCGGCAUGAAGCACCUCACCGAACAAGAGGUGUACAGUCAGGUAGCAAAGCUCUUCGAAAACCAGAGCGACCUGCUCGCAGAAUUCGGGCAGUUUUUGCCCGACGCCACGAGUCACAUCAAUCAAGCGCCGAUUUCGGAGCACGUCAACUCGGUGAAGAAGACGCCCGUCAAGCCUUAUCAUCGCGGAGACCCUAUAGAAAGGCAUAGCGUUUCUUCUCACAAGCCCAGCCAUGUUACCAGCGGUGGUGUCAAAAGAUCGCCGACUUACUCCAACUACCAGCAUAGCAAGGACGCCCCGCCCCCCAAGAAGCACAAAAUGUCCUCGACUUGUCGAGACGUUACCCUUAGUGAAGCUGGCAAAUAUGGAACACUUAAUGAUUAUGCAUUCUUUGAUAAGGUCCGCAAAGCCCUCCGGAGCCAGGACGCCUACAACAACUUCUUGCGCUGCCUGACGCUUUUCAACCAGGAGAUCGUCUCGAAAUCAGAGCUGAUCCAGAUUAGUACUCCAUUCAUCGGCAAGUUUCCUGAGCUACUGCGCUGGUUCCGCGAGUUCCUCGGUCAGAACAACGAGACGACGACAGAGGCGGUGCCGUUUAACGUAGCACGCAAUGAGCGCCCUCAGGGCGACCACGCUCUAGAGAUCGACCUCGCGACCGCCAAACGGCUCGGAGCUAGCUACUGCAUCAUCCCGAAAGCUCAGGAAGGGAUGAAGUGCUCGGGCAGGACGCAGCUCUGCAAGGAGGUGCUCAACGACCAGUGGGUGUCAUUCCCGACGUGGUCAGAGGAUAGCACAUUCGUUAGUUCACGCAAGACCCAGUACGAGGAGUACAUGUAUCGGUGCGAGGACGAACGCUUCGAACUGGACGUCGUGAUCGAAGUGAACGCGUCGACGAUCCGCGUGCUCGAAGGCGUCAACAAGAAGCUGAGUCGCAUGAGCCAAGACGACGCUUCGAAGUACAAGCUCGACGACUGCCUCGGCGGCUCAUCGCCGACGCUGCACCAGCGCGCCAUCCGCAGGAUAUACGGCGACAAGGCGCAGGACAUCAUCGACGGCCUCAAGAGGAAUCCGGCCGUCGCGGUGCCGGUCGUUCUGCGACGCCUCAAGACCAAAGAGGAAGAGUGGCGCGAGGCGCAGAAGGGUUUCAACAAGAUCUGGAGGGAGCAGAACGAGAAGUACUACCUGAAGAGCUUGGAUCACCAGGGUAUCAACUUCAAGCAGACCGACGUGAAGGCGUUGCGGUCAAAGAGUCUGUUCAAUGAGAUUGAGACCAUUUUCGAUGAGAGGCACGAACAGAACGAUGAGGGAACGGAACCCGUCAUCGGACCGCACUUGGUGCUGUUCUAUAGGGACCGGACAAUCCUCGACGACGCAGCUAACCUCCUCAUCCACCACGUUAAGCGUCAAACGGGCAUACAGAAGGGUGAGAAGAGACGCAUCAAGAAUUUGCUGAGGCAGUUCCUACCGGAUCUAUUCUUCCAUCCGAGGCAGCAGCUGAGUGAUGAUGAACGAGAGGAAGAUGACGAGAAGGACGAGAGCGAAGAGAGUCCCAACAGUUCGCCAAAAUCCGAUAAGGACAACAAAGGGAAAGACAGUUCAAAUCAUGGAAAGUCACCAGGUAGAUGUGAAGUAAGCCUGGACGAAAUAAAACAAGAAAUCGAAAUCAAGGACGAGGAACACAAGGUGCCGCUACAUGCACAAACAUCAGAUCCAGAGGAGGUGUACACGCUGUUCAUGGCCAACAACAACUGGUACAUAUUCCUGAGGCUGCACGCCAUCCUUUGCGAUCGUCUCGCAAAGAUCUACGAGCGGGCUGUCGGGAUGGCUGCCGAAGAGGCGAAGUUUCGGUCGUGCCGCAAAGAGAGCACCGCCGUCGCGCUCAGACUGAAGCCGAAGCCGCAGAUCGAGAUCGAAGACUACUACCCCGCCUUCCUCGACAUGGUCAAGAACCUCCUGGACGGCAACAUGGAGGGGAACACGUACGAGGACACGCUGCGAGAGAUGUUUGGGAUACAUGCGUACGUAGCUUUCACGCUGGACAAGGUGGUAUCUUACGCGGUGCGCCAACUUCAGCACUGCGUCACUGAGAGGACGGCCAUAGCUUGUUCGGAGCUGUUUGCUAAGGAGCAGAAGCGAGGAGCUGCCGGGGGGCCUUGCAUCACUGCUCAGAAGAGGGCCCACAUGGAGAUGGCGUACCAGCGAGCCGGCGAAAAGGCGGUCCAGGAGGAGAACUGCUUUAAGAUCUACAUCUACAAGCGCGAUUGCCGAAUGACGAUCGAGCUGCUGGACACUGAGCCUGAGGACGGCAAGAAGGUAGACGAUGCUAAGAAGUGGAGUGUGUACAAGGAGUGCUAUACGGACAUUACGAGUUCGGAUCGUAAGCCGAGAUCCCCUGUUUAUCUCAACAGGAAUUUGAGAUUGUAUAAGAGGCGCGCAGAAAACAACUACAACAGAAACAAAAGGGUGGUAAGGAACCACCAACUAGGAAACAUGGACGACGGGGGAGGAAACGAAAACUUCCAGACUCUACAGGACGCGAUCGAGCGUAAACUGAACGAAAGGGGGCCCCCCGAGAGGAAUGUGACGGAUCACCCGGGUUACGAGGUGAAUGACGAGACGCAGUGCAAAUUUAACAUGCAGGACUCGAAAAUAAUGUUCGCAGUGACGAAAGACAGUUAUCUAUACAAUAUCAGUGCCUUCCACAGAGCUAGAAAGUCCCAUCCGCAAGUGACGAAGCAGAAAGCCACUCGGUUCCGGCAGUGGCUGAAACGUUGGGCGUGCGAUCACGUUAGUGACACUCAAUCGAAACAGUGCACAGACUGGUUGAUGGGUAGGUGCGACGGCGUCGUGCCGAACAGGACGCGCGUCCUGACGGACAAUGACCUCUCGAGGACUCCGUACGUUCCGUACAACAGGUAUCGCGUCGAAAGGCUGCUGGACGACAGCGCUGACGAAGAUUCGCCCUCGUGAAAGGAACGACGCCGUGAGUGCGGAUCGGUGGUGGUAACAGCCUUGAGAAGGCGUCGUCGGAGGAAAGCUUCGCCAAAACGACGCGGAUGUCUCCGUCUUGAAAUCAUCGCGGGUCGACGCGAAGCGCGUCGGGAGGAGUUAUCGACAGACAGGGGCGGUCCGGAUGUGGGUGCGGUGUGGCGCAGUAGGUAGGAUCGAAAUAGCUGGGGAAACCAAAUAGGUUUGAGGUUGGGCGGAGUAGUAGGCAUAAGAGGCAUAUAUUUUGAUGAAGUCGCUACUUUCACUAAUUCUGAUACACCACAAUUUCACAACUUUUUCAUGUUUUAUCACAGUAUUGAUGAUUUUUUUUCGUUUCCAACUGGCAUCCGUAUGAAAAAAAGCCAUAAAGAGCAUUGAUAAUUAUUAAAAUUCUGAUGAAUUUUGACAAAAAUCGUUGAUUUUGAAAUUUUUUGAGUUCCCACUUAUGCUAUUGCAAAAGAUUCCGUCUGUAGAGAUGAAAUGAAAAGUACCAACUGGUGGAGGAAUCAAAGUAAAUGGAACGACCAACGAGAAUUAUCAUUUUGGUAUCGUAUUUAUAACAAAAAACGGCUAAAAUUAUAUAGGAAAUUUCUUCAGGGCCUUCGAUUCAUUGAGACAUGGACUUUUUCUUUGAAUAAAAUUACAAUACACUGAGGAUACA
Molecule: messenger RNA, 5114 nt
Organism: Leptinotarsa decemlineata (Colorado potato beetle)
Lineage: Eukaryota; Metazoa; Arthropoda; Insecta; Coleoptera; Chrysomelidae
Gene: Sin3A
Product: SIN3 transcription regulator family member A
Biological process (GO): negative regulation of transcription by RNA polymerase II
Cellular component (GO): chromatin; Sin3-type complex
Molecular function (GO): transcription corepressor activity
Source: RefSeq, a predicted model, not a curated record